Molecule: messenger RNA, 381 nt
Organism: Durusdinium trenchii
Lineage: Eukaryota; Dinophyceae; Suessiales; Symbiodiniaceae
Source: the annotation of a GenBank genome assembly
AUGGUCGCUGCGAAAGCUCUCAUCAUGGCUGGCUAUGAUGUGAUGACAUCGGGCCCGGGUGAUGCAGAUGCUCUUGCCAAGCACUUUCAGGUGCCUUUUACUCGAAGCCGCCUCAGUACUGGGAAACUAGUGGCCGACCCAGAAAUGCAGAAGGCGUUCGCUGUGAACGACAUGCAAGGCAUGAUGACGGCGCAAGAUCGUAUCAGGGACGAGCUUGUCACACCUGAAACCAGAGCAAGAGAGACUUGCCAUUUUGAUGAACACUUUUUGCCGCAUCAACCCUGUGCUGUUCUUACCAAACACACAAGCUUGGAAAGCCUGGAAAUCCCGCAUGAAGAAGGCCUUCUCUUCAGCUGUGCUUUUGCUGGUUCAGCUCUUUGA